CUGAUUAUAGUUCUUAGGCCCUAGCUACUCACUUCGCAAACUCUAGGCUCCGGUCGCGCACGGGACGAACUGCGGGGAGUGAGCCGCGCGGGCCGCCGUAGUCAGCUGCUAAGAGCAGGAAGAGUCCGAGCGGCGGGCGGAGUCUGCAGGAUGGCACCGGACCCCUGGUUCUCCACAUACGAUUCUACUUGUCAAAUUGCCCAAGAAAUUGCUGAGAAAAUUCAACAACGAAAUCAGUAUGAAAGAAAAGGUGAAAAGGCACCGAAGCUUACCGUGACAAUCAGAGCUUUGUUGCAGAACCUGAAGGAAAAGAUCGCCCUUUUGAAGGACUUAUUGCUAAGAGCUGUGUCAACACAUCAGAUAACACAGCUUGAAGGGGACCGAAGACAGAACCUCUUGGAUGAUCUUGUAACUCGAGAGAGACUACUUCUGGCAUCCUUUAAGAAUGAGGGUGCCGAACCAGAUCUAAUCAGGUCCAGCCUGAUGAGUGAAGAGGCUAAGCGAGGAGCACCCAACCCUUGGCUCUUUGAGGAGCCAGAGGAGACCAGAGGCUUGGGUUUUGAUGAAAUCCGGCAACAGCAGCAGAAAAUUAUCCAAGAACAGGAUGCAGGCCUUGAUGCCCUUUCCUCUAUCAUAAGCCGCCAAAAACAAAUGGGGCAGGAAAUUGGGAAUGAAUUGGAUGAACAAAAUGAGAUAAUUGACGACCUUGCCAACCUAGUGGAGAAUACAGAUGAAAAACUUCGCACUGAAACCAGGCGUGUAAACAUGGUGGACAGAAAGUCAGCCUCUUGUGGGAUGAUCAUGGUGAUUUUACUGCUGCUUGUGGCUAUCGUGGUUGUUGCAGUCUGGCCAACCAACUGAUGGCAGUAAGGAGACCACCAGCUGUGACACCUGCCAAUGACAGAUGCAAGCCCAGCACCCUUUUGGUACGCAAAACCUGCUCUCAAUAAAUUCCCCCAAAGCUCUGA
Molecule: messenger RNA, 968 nt
Organism: Nomascus leucogenys (northern white-cheeked gibbon)
Lineage: Eukaryota; Metazoa; Chordata; Mammalia; Primates; Hylobatidae
Gene: STX8
Product: syntaxin 8
Biological process (GO): intracellular protein transport; vesicle fusion
Cellular component (GO): SNARE complex; endomembrane system
Molecular function (GO): SNARE binding; SNAP receptor activity
Source: RefSeq, a predicted model, not a curated record